Sarcophilus harrisii (Tasmanian devil) is the source of this 2112-nucleotide messenger RNA. RefSeq names its product cyclin D3 (gene CCND3). Gene Ontology annotation, cellular component: cyclin-dependent protein kinase holoenzyme complex; cytoplasm; nucleus. The transcript has 5 exons. Gene Ontology annotation, biological process: regulation of cyclin-dependent protein serine/threonine kinase activity; positive regulation of G1/S transition of mitotic cell cycle; mitotic cell cycle phase transition. Gene Ontology annotation, molecular function: cyclin-dependent protein serine/threonine kinase regulator activity. The record is from RefSeq and is a predicted model, not a curated record. Bases 195 to 1073 code for a protein of 292 amino acids. NCBI's taxonomy places the organism in Eukaryota, Metazoa, Chordata, Mammalia, Dasyuromorphia, Dasyuridae.
GGUUGCUACAUCGUAGCGAGGGGCGGGGCGCCUGUCAGGGAAGCCGGGCGGGCGGGCUGGGGCUUCGGCUCUGCCGUGCCAGCGCCAGACCCGCCGCCCCGCGCUUCCCCAGCUCCGCGCCACACUCUCCUCGGCCCCCGCCUGCUCCCGGCCCCGGGCCCCGGCCCCCCGCCGUGCCCCUCCGGCACGCAGUAAUGGAAUUGCUGUGCUCUGAGGGGGCUCGGCGGACGCCCCGGGCCGGGCCGGACCCUCGGCUACUUGGGGACCAUCGCGUCCUGCAGAGCUUGCUCCGCCUAGAGGAGCGCUACGUGCCCCGCGCCUCCUACUUUCAGUGCGUGCAGCGGGAGCUCAAGCCUCACAUGCGGAAGAUGCUGGCAUACUGGAUGCUGGAGGUGUGUGAGGAGCAGCGAUGUGAGGAGGAGGUCUUCCCCCUGGCGAUGAACUACCUGGACCGCUACCUGUCUUGUGUCCCUACCCGCAAGUGCCACCUGCAGCUUUUGGGUGCAGUGUGCAUGCUGUUGGCCUCCAAACUCCGGGAGACCACACCAUUGACCAUGGAGAAGCUAUGUAUCUACACUGACCACUCCAUCACACCCCACCAGCUCCGGGACUGGGAAGUGAUUGUCCUGGGGAGGCUUAAGUGGGACCUUGCAGCUGUGAUUGCUCACGACUUCCUGGCACUGAUUCUGCACCGGCUUCCAGUGCCCCAGGACCGACGGGCAUUGGUCAAGAAGCAUGCCCAGACCUUUCUGGCCCUCUGUGCUACAGAUUACACUUUUGCCAUGUAUCCACCCUCCAUGAUCGCAACUGGCAGCAUUGGAGCUGCCGUGCAGGGCUUGGCUGCCUGCCCCUUAUCUUCGGAUGAGUUGACAGAGCUGCUGGCAGGCAUCACAGGCACUGACGUGGACUGCCUGCGAGCAUGCCAGGAGCAGAUUGAAGCCGCUCUAAGGGAAAGCCUGCGGGAGGCUGCCCAGGACACAGCAGUCACAGUCCCCAAGGCUCCAGAAUAUUCUGGAAACCAGGAGCCUAAUCAGACCAGCACCCCAACAGAAGUCACAGCCGUUCACUUGUAACUCCUCCCCUAUUCUUCCCCAUCCCUUCUCGUGGGCCACAAGAAUGGAAGGAACAGCAAAGAUGGUCAACCCAGCCCAAUCCCAACCCCAGCCCAGCCUCUGCUCUGAGAAUCAACUUUACCAUCAGCUGGAUGUCUGGGCCCAGGGUGCCAUGGCUCUUGCUGAGCCAAAGAGUUUGAGAGGGGGCUGAUUUUGCCCCAUGUGUGGGCCUGCCCAGUUGUUGAGAUAGGGAGUUAGCCAAGCUCUUCCCUCUCAAUUUGUUUUUGCCAGUUCCUCUGCCAGUAGUUUGAGCAGAACAAGCCAAAAUUGUUUAGUUGGCUCUUUCCUCCCCUGAAAGGUAUUAUCUUCCUACCUUCUACCCCUCCGGGGGUACUAGCAUUUACACUUGAAGACUUAAUUCCAACCCCCCCGCCCCUUGUCCUUGAAGAAAGAAACCGGGAUGGGGGUGGAAAUCUUCCCUAGAUUUUUUUCGGUGCAGCAUAAAGCUAGCCCUGAGGAAGAGAAAGGCUCAGGCCUCAUUCUUGGAGAGAUUCGAACCUGCAGCUACAUUUUUCUUGAAUUGCUUCCUGCUCAGCUUGCCAGAUGUGCACGUCAGGUCAGGGAUGGGGGUGGAGGGAAGGCUCCAUGGAUUAAUUUAUUAUGACAAGGCGCAACAAAGUGCUCAGAGUACAACUUAGGAGGGAAGAGGGGAGCCUUCUUCUGUCCUCUAGAAAGUGACAUUUUUGGUUGAUGUGCCUCUUCCCACCUUCCUCCCAUUCCAUCCACCCCCCUAAUUUGGCUGGAAAGACUAAGUGCCAAAGAUGCUGCUACAGCCUUGGGGGGGGGGGGGGGGGGGGGGGAUGGGAGGGAGAGGAGAGGGGCUGCAAAUCCCAGGGCUAAAGGAAAAGAUGGAUGAAUGCUACAAGUAACUAAGCCUCUUCCAGGAGAGGGAGGCAGACCCUGUUCUCUGCACAGGUGUCCUUGAGGCCACAACUUCGGUCUAGUAGGGGCACCCCAGGGUCUUCAGGUUACCUGAAUAAAGAUUCUGGAAUAGAUCAAG